Molecule: messenger RNA, 1038 nt
Organism: Aspergillus nidulans FGSC A4
Lineage: Eukaryota; Fungi; Ascomycota; Eurotiomycetes; Eurotiales; Aspergillaceae
Exons: 1
Coding region: 1-1038 (345 amino acids)
Source: RefSeq, a predicted model, not a curated record
AUGACAACUGCAGACAGUACAGGUAGUGCCACGGAAGUGGAAGUCAUCCUACGCUCGCGAGAUGACUGGUUUGAAUGGUACGAAGUCAUCAAGGAUCAUGCCAAGAAGCAAGGUGUAUGGGAAUACUUCGAUCCUGAUGUCAAAGACGAAACAAGGCCUGAUCCGCCAGCAAGACCGAGGGUUCCACCAGAGAUUGAGGUUACGGAAGAUGUAUAUCAAAGUUAUCAAAAGGCGUUGCAGUCUUGGAAGGGUACACAAGAUGCGAUCAUAUCAACAAAAGAAGCAAUUCGCGGCUCAGUGGCUCUACAUAUACGAAGCUUUAUAGCAGGCGAAGAACCAUAUAAGUUGUUGAGGAUCCUGAAGAAGCUAUACGAGCCAAGCGAUCUGGAGGCAGAUUUGGGAGCUCUGAAGAAGUAUAAUACUGCCAUAUCCCGGCCGAUUCGCCAAGGGAAGAUAUCUGCAUGGCUCAACGAUUUUGAGAGUGCUUACCUUGCGAUUCGACGUCGCAAUCUUCCAGAAAGCAAUGACAGACAUGUUAAGCGGCAGUUUCUGGCAGCAAUAUCGGCAGUAUCCUAUUCCUUUGCGGAUAGACAGUUUGUGUUAAUGGUUGAACCGACGUAUGAGAAGGAGGACUUUCAUUCGCUCCUAAGACGAUAUCGGGCGUAUCUGGACUACACGAAAAGCUUCAAGACAAGAACUUCAAGCAUGGCAUCUGCAACUUUCCAUGGCCAGAAUGAUGGUGCGUUAAACUCAACGAAAUCCAACACCAAACGGAACCCAUGUGUAUGCGGAAAGAACCAUGCAUACAGCAAUUGUUGGUAUAUCAUAAGCUCAAAACGGCCGACGUGGUGGAAGCCUAACAAACAAACGGAGGCCAAGGUUAGCGAAGCUAUCGCGAAGGAUGACAAGCUGGGAAGGAAGCUAAAAGCCCUGUUGGAACGUGAUGUGCAGCAAAACAAGGACAAGGACCAGAAGGAGAGAAACCAGGCAAACGAGCACUAUGUCAUGGAACUUGUUUCUAGCGCAGGGAUUUGCUAG